AUGUUGAUUAAGAUCUUAGCGUUACUCGUGCUGGGUGCAGCUGCGUACUGUCAAGACUAUUAUCAUCACACAUCUCCUUUGAAAACAAUUGUAAGGCAUGAAACUCCAAGAUGGGAACAACAGAAUGUUUAUACUGAGGCCAUAAUUCCUGCACAAACAAAUGGACAGUAUAUCGGUCAACAGAACUAUGGUCAUUCUUCGCCCAAAAGAACACAGAGUCAAAUUACCCGUGGUCAUGAUCGGAUUCAACCAGAUAUUCCUAAUAACUACUUUGAGCCUACUCCUACUCAGGAAUACGGUCAAGCAGAUUCCUCGCAAAACUUGAACCAAAUUCCCAGCGGUCAUGAGCAAAUCUUAAACCGAGUUCCCGAGUAUCUGUUUGUACCGGCGCAAAACCCUGCUCCAGUCACUGAGACUAUCUUAAAUGAUACGCCAGUUUAUCAUGCUCUGGGUGUACAGCCUGUUCAACAAGCCCCGCGUGUUAGUUACAAUCAGCAAGUUCAGAACCAAAAUGUGGGACCCCAUCACGGAAUAUCCCACGGUGGGACGUCACACUAUCAGAGUUCUCACAAUGUCGAAUACCAUUUCCACCACGGAAGUCUUAGAAGAAACAACAACAUGCUAGCUAAAAUCUUGUUCCUCAGUUUUGUGGGUUUGGUAUUGAGUGAAGGGCAUGGAUACAAUUUUGGAGCCCACCAUGACUUAGCCAACGAAUAUAAACACCAAUAUGCUCACCACCCCAUAAGGGUUUAUGAUGAGCGUGAGGCUUCACAUGAAACUCAGUAUGCUGCUGCUCCCGAAGGGCAUGGCCAUGGAGGUCAUGCGUACUCCUCUCAAAGCAUCGUCCACCACGCCGCACUUGCUGGUCACGACCAACCUCAGGAGUCUCACAAUGAACACGUUGCCCCUGUAUAUCAGUAUGUGCAAGAAGAUGAAGCACCAGCCCACCACGCGCCAUCCCACCAAGCAGCACAGCACGAAGCACAGGCUCAUCACGAACCAGCCAAACAAUACCAGGCUGUUCAUUUCCAGCCCGCACCCGUGCAUCAGCAGGAGUCUCAUGAGUCUGAGCAGGAGCAAGGUCAGCCCCAGUACGCCCACGGUCACGAAGGCCUAAGCUACUACCACCACAGUGCUCAGCCUCAAGGUCUUGGAUUCCACCAGGGUGUUAAACUGCACGCUUCUCAUCAAGCCGCUCCCGUGCAUCAUGCUGCUCCAGUGCACUACUCUCCCGUGCACCACGCUGCUCCCGUUCAUCAUGCCGCCCCCGUCCAUCACGAAGCACCUGCCCAUCAUGAAGCACCUGCUCACCAUGCCGAUGUCCACUCGCAUGAUUCUCACGAUGAGCCCAUCGACUAUUACGCUUAUCCCAAGUACCAGUACGAGUACAAAGUGGAGGACCCUCACACCGGAGACAACAAAUUCCAGCAUGAGGUCCGUGAUGGAGACGUCGUGAAGGGAGUGUACAGUCUUCAUGAAGCCGAUGGAUCUGUCAGGACUGUUGAGUACAGUUCCGACAAACACAACGGUUUCAACGCCGUAGUGAAGCACUCCGCCCCUGGUCAUCACGUGCAGAUCGAGAGCCAUCACCACAACUAGUCAAGACUGAUUGAAAUAUUUUAUUCAUAGUCUUAAUUGUUGCUACAUGUGUACUUGCCUACCUUAUUAAUGUACGAUAAAUAUUAUAUUAUUUAAUAAUUAAACUUAUAAUGAUGUAA
This is a messenger RNA of Trichoplusia ni (cabbage looper), 1718 nucleotides long. RefSeq names its product histidine-rich glycoprotein-like. Gene Ontology annotation, cellular component: extracellular matrix. The transcript is spliced from 6 exons. Lineage: Eukaryota; Metazoa; Arthropoda; Insecta; Lepidoptera; Noctuidae. Bases 1 to 1599 code for a protein of 532 amino acids. The record is from RefSeq and is a predicted model, not a curated record.